CCAAAAGCAUGGACAUCUUUUCCUCAUCAGGGUCUAAGAGGACAAAGAGGGCCUGCAGGUCCAGCAGGUAUUUCAGGACCUAAAGGGGACGCUGGCGAACCAGGUAUACAAGGAAGAACUGGAGAUCUGGGUGAGCAAGGUCCUCAAGGUAUAGCAGGAGCAAAGGGUGAAAAUGGAAGAGAUGGGGCAUCGGGCAAGAGUGGAGUACCAGGAGAAAAAGGAUCAGUUGGAGUCACUGGAGAAACAGGUCCCCAAGGUCAACGAGGAGCUCCUGGAAAUGCUGGUGUUCCAGGUGCUCGAGGAAGUUCAGGUCCUCCUGGUGACAGAGGUCGACCUGGUCGCCCAGGUUUGCGAGGAUCCAAGGGAGAAAAAGGAGGCCAAGGACCUCCAGGUCCAAUUGGGGAACCUGGACCUUCUGGUUCUACCGGCAGACGGGGUCAAACUGGUGCAACGGGCCCCCCUGGUCCAGUUGGUGCACCAGGUGCUCAGGGUCCUCCUGGUCUUCGUGGAUCACCUGGUCCUGAUGGUACUCCUGGUCGAAAGGGAUCAACUGGAGCACCUGGAGAGAAUGGUUUCAAUGGAGCAAAGGGAGAUAAGGGAUCUGCAGGUGAACGUGGUGAACCUGGCCGAGUUGGUGCAAAGGGGCCCACAGGUCAACCAGGGGUACCCGGACGAGAUGGCAAGACUGGUGCACCGGGUGACCCUGGAGCAGAUGGUUCAUCAGGAGCUCCUGGCCAGCAGGGUGCACAAGGGAAUCCUGGACCUAGUGGACUUACUGGACCAAAAGGAUCAAUGGGAGAGCCAGGUGUGGAUGGUGACCCAGGGGCACCAGGUGCUCAAGGAGCAAAGGGUGAAACUGGAGCACCAGGCAGACGUGGGUUGACUGGCAUUCCAGGAAAACAGGGAAGGCAAGGUGAACGCGGAGAAAGAGGACAGACUGGUGCACAAGGGUCCCAGGGAGCCCCUGGUAGUCAGGGACCACCAGGUCUACCUGGAAAGCCUGGAGAGACUGGAGCAUCAGGAGAGAGUGGAGUGGAUGGAACUCCAGGAGCAAGGGGUGAAAGAGGCCCUCAAGGAGAUCGUGGACCUCCAGGUGCUGCUGGUGCUGCUGGAGACCCUGGUGAGCCUGGAACACCUGGUGCUGACGGCAAAGCUGGAGAGAGAGGUCUUCAAGGCCCACCUGGCCCAGCUGGUUCCCCUGGUCUGGCUGGUUUACCAGGACAGCAAGGACGACAAGGGGCCACUGGAGCAAAGGGCUCAAAGGGAGAUGGUGGACCUGUUGGAGAACGAGGGCCUGAUGGGAAAGAUGGAGAGCCGGGACAAGAUGGAAUGUCAGGACCUCCAGGACCUCCGGGCCCACCAGGAGAAAAGGGUGAGGAUGGUGUGAAUGGUCAAGAUGGCACUCCUGGUAGCCGGGGUGACACUGGACCUCAAGGUCCGCCAGGAAAUCCCGGUCCACCAGGGAGACCAGGACAAAUGGGAACUGGGGGACCUCCAGGACCUGUUGGCCCUCGUGGACCACGUGGAGAUACGGGUGUGAAAGGACCUUCUGGACCUCCUGGACGGCCGGGCCCCACUGGAACACUCGGCCAGCUUGGUGCGCCUGGAGCUAAGGGAAGACAAGGAGAUCAGGGACAGCAGGGAAGUCCAGGUACCCAAGGACCUCCAGGAAAACCAGGACAACCAGGCCCUCCUGGACCUCCAGGAAAUACCGGGCCAUCAGGGAGAGAUGGUGCAGAUGGGCAAAAGGGUGCAGCUGGAGAACCAGGCCGAUCUGGUAAAGAUGGCUUGCCUGGGCUUCCUGGUAACAAUGGAAAAGAUGGUGAGCCUGGGCCUCCAGGUUCUGAUGGUGGACCGGGAGAAGUUGGAGAAAGAGGACCCGCUGGACCAAAGGGAGACAGAGGACCAAUGGGACCCCCCGGCACGCCAGGAGUUGGAGGAGGUCCAGGACCACAGGGGCCCAAAGGUGACGCAGGCCCUCCAGGCCGAAAUGGACGCAGCGGUGCACCAGGAGUACCUGGAGGUCGUGGCCCACCGGGAUCAAAGGGUGAACCAGGAAAUCCUGGAGCGGACGGUAGCAAUGGAAGAAAUGGCACGGCAGGUAUAAACGGACGACCAGGUUUGAAGGGAGAGAGAGGUGCCCCAGGAGAACCAGGAAAAGCAGGUAAACCAGGUCCUGCUGGUAUUGAGGGACCUAAGGGGGAUCAGGGACCCCAAGGACCUUCAGGAGAAAAGGGACGUCGGGGAAGAGAUGGUGUUCCUGGUAAACGAGGUGCUCCUGGAGCCCCGGGAAAUCAAGGACCCAAAGGAGAGAAAGGUGAAAUUGGUGUACCUGGCGAGAAAGGCGACAAAGGAUGGACGGGAUUUAAGGGAGAGACUGGACCUAAUGGCCCACAGGGCGACCAAGGAGCACCAGGUGUUGAAGGAUCAGAUGGACCUCCAGGACUGAGGGGAUCGCCAGGAGAAAACGGAAAUCCUGGUCCACCAGGAAGAAACGGAACAAUGGGUGAACCUGGCUUGAAAGGACCUGAUGGCGACGUGGGAGAGACAGGAUCAUCGGGACCUGAAGGAUAUCAAGGACCACCCGGACCUCCAGGACCUCCGGGACCUCCUGGUGAACCAGGUCGUCCAGGAUUACUUGAGUACUUGGCUAUUGCAAACGUUGAAAAAGGUCCAUCAUUCCGAUUAUACUCGAGCAAUGGAAAGGAAAUGCCAACUCGAGAAAUAAAGCCCGUGGAUAUACUCAGAGGGUUAGAUGCAAAAGAAAAAGAAAUUGACCUGAAAAUAAAACCAGACGGUACCAGGAAAUAUCCUGCUAGAACGUGUUACGAUCUGUUCCUUGAUCACAAGAGUUACAAGAGCGGUAUGUUCUGGAUCGAUCCUAACGGUGGAACAAUCAAGGAUGCAAUCUGGGUUUUCUGUGACAAGGGCAAGAAUUCGUCGUGUAUCUACCCCAAGAACUCGAAAAUCUCUGACCUUACAAUCAAAGUACAAUUUCAAGACAAGGAAGACAAAUGGUUGAGCCAAGCGUUUAAGGAAAGCGAAGAGACCGAACUGCUGGAAUACGACGCCCACUACACGCAGCUCAACUUCCUGAAGACCUUUAGCAACUUUGCAAAUCAGAACAUCACCUACGCCUGCCGUAACUCCAUGGCCUGGGAAGACGGAAGAUACUCAAUCAAACUCAAGGGCUCUAACGAAAUGGAAUAUCAUGCCACAUCUAAGACCUCACUCAGACCCAAAGUACUCUCCAACGGUUGCAUGCAAAGUGAUUCUACGGGCAAAUGGGAGAAAACAGUUCUAGAGAUUGAUACUAGAGAGAGGAAUAGACUACCCAUCAUGGACGUUUCAGCCUAUGACAUCGGCGGAAAAGAUCAAGACUUCAAGCUUGAAAUUGGACCAGCCUGUUUCCAUCACACCGUCCUUUCUCGUACGGCUUAGCUUUUGACAACCACCUGUAUAUUGUGUUUUAAUAUAAAGACGUUUGAAGACAAUGGCAGUCGAUGGAACGUAGGAAUUAAACUUGAGUUAGAUGUAGCUGAGAGAACUUAUAUCAGGCCUCGCUAGGCACUGCUUUGCCCAAUCACAAAUAUCCUCCGAAUCUGAAUAAAAUUUUUUCUAUUAUAUUUGUUGUUGGUAUUUACUCAGUCUGUCAUUGCAGUUUAAAAGUUUUAUUGAUGUGUUGGAAAUGAGUUUCGUUGCCAUAUAAAUACACUUAAAGCUCACUCGUAUUUUAUUUUUGUCAUCAACAAAUUUUAUAGUAAGAUAAGUGAAGUUAUGAUGUCUACAGUGGUAGAAUUAGAAGCUAUGAAAGGUGAGCUGUAUUAAUAAGACAAUAAAGCAAAAUUGGUGGCCACACCAAUGAGGAUAACCUUGA
Pocillopora damicornis (cauliflower coral) is the source of this 3877-nucleotide messenger RNA. RefSeq lists its product as uncharacterized. Gene Ontology annotation, molecular function: extracellular matrix structural constituent. The record is from RefSeq and is a predicted model, not a curated record. Gene Ontology annotation, cellular component: extracellular matrix. NCBI's taxonomy places the organism in Eukaryota, Metazoa, Cnidaria, Anthozoa, Scleractinia, Pocilloporidae.